CCGCGCCAAUCCAAUGCAGAAGACUGAGGAGGAUGGGGAGCGCGGCGCCAACUUGCGGCACUAGUAGACUAAGCUCACUGUUGCGUUACAGUGCUCCGUGAGGUUGCAUAUUAAGAGUCCGUGAGCUGCUGCUAUGUCUUCAAGCGUAAUAGUUGCUGGCCUGGCCCUUGCUGCUGUGGGUUUCACAGGUCGUGCGCUACUACGCUCAUCGAGAGCGUGGUCGAAGACAUUGCAAGAGAGCUUGAAGAACUUGCCAACCGCCGAAUCUUUUGCGGGUUCGAAAUACUACAGGGGUGGGUUUGAGAUGAAGAUGAGCAAACGAGAAGCUGGCCUUAUCCUUGGCGUGAGCCCGUCUGCGAGCAAGUCGAAGCUGAAAGACGCGCACAAGAGGAUCAUGCUACUCAACCAUCCGGAUCGUGGAGGCUCUCCUUACCUGGCUGCGAAGAUCAAUGAAGCGAAGGACUUACUUGAGAGCGGCAAGUCAAAAUAGCUGCAACAUUGCGUCGCAGUUGCGCAGGUUGAGUGAUGGACCGUAGUAUAUUUUUUUCCCUGCGAGUGAUGUAGACGCUUGAGCAGACGGAAGACCAGUCAGCUUUGAUUGGGAUUGUGUUACGAACUUUAUUAAGUGCCUUUGGUACUUAAAUGUAAGCUUCUGUAAUUGAAUUUCGGGAGAAAAUCGAGUCAUCAAAAGUAGAUCAAGCCACAUCAGUACAUUGGCUAUGGUGUGUGUAAAUUAAAACAUAUUCCCUUACGCA
This is a messenger RNA of Dermacentor andersoni, 755 nucleotides long. Lineage: Eukaryota; Metazoa; Arthropoda; Arachnida; Ixodida; Ixodidae. The record is from RefSeq and is a predicted model, not a curated record.